This is a messenger RNA of Chelonia mydas (Green sea turtle), 511 nucleotides long. RefSeq names its product histone H2A.J. Gene Ontology annotation, molecular function: structural constituent of chromatin; protein heterodimerization activity; DNA binding. Gene Ontology annotation, cellular component: nucleosome. The coding region runs from base 122 to 511 and encodes 129 amino acids. The record is from RefSeq and is a predicted model, not a curated record. The transcript has a single exon. Lineage: Eukaryota; Metazoa; Chordata; Testudines; Cheloniidae.
CCCUACUGAGCCCAAUGGGGCUGCAUAGGUAGGACAGCAGAAUUUGACUCUGUUUUCAGAUGCUUUUUCUGUUUGUUUCUGUUUCUGUGAACGGUGGUGGCUGUGGUGAAGAAGCAUUGCAAUGUUGGGCCAAGGGAAACAAGGCAGCAAAGUGAGGGCUAAGGCAAAGUCUUCUUCAUCUCGGGCUGACUUGCAGUUCCCAGUGGGACGUGUUCAUCGGCUUCUCUGGAAGGGUAAUUAUGCUGAGCAAGUUGGAGCUGGAGCCCCUGUUUAUAUGGCUGCCAUCUUAGAAUAUCUGACUGCUGAGAUUCUCGAGUUGGCUGGCAACGCUGGUCGGGAUAACAAAAAAACCAGGAUCAUCCCCCGCCAUCUGCAGCUCGCCAUCCGUAAUGAUGAGGAGCUCAACAAGCUACUGGAGAAAGUCACUAUUGCUCAAGGGGGUGUUUGGCCCAACAUCCAGGCUGUGCCGCUGCCGAAGAAAACUGAAAGUCAUAAAGCCAAGAGCAAGUAA